UGGAACAUUUCACCACAUUCCCCCACCGACUCUUCAGCCUCCUCUUACCCCGGAGAAGAGGCACCUAUCCCCGGCGCACAUCAGCACGACAGGUCGGUGACACAUGGCGGCCAGCGGGACGAUCCUGCCGUCCUUCUCCACCUUCGCCCUGCAGAAGGAAGUGUGGCGGGACCAGGUGAGCUGCGGGCUCCAGAAAGACGACGAGGACCUGGACACGUUCCUGGACCUGGACUUUAUCCUGGCGCACAGCGUCAUGAGCGCGGACGGAGCCGGGGUUGACUCGUACCGGACUCAGGACCAGCCCGGGUACCUGCACCAGGACGUCUACGCGUCCGUUCCGGACUUGAGCGCCGCGCCGCCGCCGCCGCCGUACAGCAGCCUGAUGGCGGAGCUUCUCCGCCCCGACGCGGACGUCUGCGGCUUCGGCUUCCUGGUCGGCGCCUGCCCGCAGGACUUAUUCCCCGCGUGCGUCAAGGUGGAGCCCCCCUGCGCGGACUCGUACGGCCCGGUGCUGGGGGUGGUGCCGCACACCUGCAGCAAGGUGAAGCAGGAGGGCGGCGCCACGUGCAUGCGAGCCUGGGACGCGCAGCCGCGCCUGGCCAGCUCCCCGCAGGGCAGCCUGACGCCCCCCCUCAGCCCGGACCACCACGCCCGCGCCUGCACGCUCACCUUCCCGCAGGGCUUCAACCAUCACCACCACCAUCAUCCAUCCUUCCAGCUGCAGUUCGACCCCCGCCACCACUUCCCCGCCAUGUUCGCGGAGGACGUGCACGCGCAGCUGCAGCAGACUUCCGGCACGCGCGUGCUGCUCACGCCGCCGUCCUCCCCGCUGGACAACAACAAGCCGCGGCGGGGGCGGCGCUCCUGGCCCCGGAAGCGCGCGGCCUCGCACACCUGCACGUUCGCGGGCUGCGAGAAGACGUACACCAAGAGCUCGCACCUCAAGGCGCACCUGCGCACGCACACAGGUGAGAAGCCUUACCACUGCACGUGGGAGGGAUGCGGGUGGAAGUUCGCGCGCUCCGACGAGCUGACGCGUCACUUCCGGAAGCACACCGGACACCGGCCCUUCCAGUGUCACCUGUGCGAGCGCGCCUUCUCCAGGUCGGACCACCUGGCCCUGCACAUGAAGAGACACAUGUGAGGGGGGCGGGGGGCGUGGCCACCAGGUGGGGGGCGUGGCUCGCGAACGAACAAUGCGGGAAAAAAGGAGCAAGAAUGUAGCUGGUUCUACUGCAGCGUCAUGGCGGGAACAUGCACCUGUCCAGACAACGUUUUUUUUCCCCGCCAAAACUGCUGCAAACCUUUGAUAGAAUGUAAAGAGAUUAUUUUAUUGUACAUAAUAAACUAUAAGACACCA
Messenger RNA from Nerophis lumbriciformis (worm pipefish), 1360 nucleotides. Its product is annotated as Krueppel-like factor 2. Gene Ontology annotation, molecular function: RNA polymerase II cis-regulatory region sequence-specific DNA binding; DNA-binding transcription factor activity, RNA polymerase II-specific. Gene Ontology annotation, biological process: regulation of transcription by RNA polymerase II. Lineage: Eukaryota; Metazoa; Chordata; Actinopteri; Syngnathiformes; Syngnathidae. The record is from RefSeq and is a predicted model, not a curated record.